Molecule: messenger RNA, 727 nt
Organism: Aphanomyces invadans
Lineage: Eukaryota; Oomycota; Saprolegniomycetes; Saprolegniales; Verrucalvaceae
Exons: 1
Coding region: 19-672 (217 amino acids)
Source: RefSeq, a predicted model, not a curated record
ACAAGAACUGGUUGCAAGAUGACAGGGCCAUCCGACACCGCUCCGGAGCCGACGGCUGCCGCUGUUGCCCCCACCGCUGCAGAAUUGCUUGCGAACGACCGCGCAGUAUUGGAUUUUGCGAGCGAAGAUGAAGAAACUGAGGAAGGAGAUGACGAAGAAGGAGAAGAAGUCGACGAAGAACGACCGGCCAAGCGCCAACGCCAAGACCCUCCAGCAAAAGACACGUCCCGUCAAAUCGAGAUCCCUCGCAAAGCAACGUUUACUCGCGCAGACAAGAUCAACAACUCGAUCAUGCGAGUCACUGGGAACAGCGUCGACGGAGGUUUUUCCAUGUUCAACACGUCGUCGUCCAUCCCUAUGAUGACUGUGUACAAAAAAGAAAUUGCUGCCGCGCGCAAGCUCCUGACUGCCAAGAAGCCCCAAGAGGCGUUUUGUAUUGCCAUGGCAACGUAUCUGAGCAUGCAGGACUAUGACGUGUGGUACCAUGACACGGAAGACCAUCGUGGUGUCGAAACGCUGUUCACAUCGUUCUACAAGUUGUGGAACGACAUCUUCAAAUCCGACGACGACACCAUUGGCCUGAAAGGCCGCGACGUUUUGAUCGGUGAGCUGAGCAAGUUUGGCAAGAGGGCGAAGGAUGAUCACAACUACGACUUUCCUUGGUUUGCAUAGGCAGGGUAAUGCACUCGAAUGUCCACAUUGAGACCACCAUGACUGAGCAUUCUUA